AUGCUAACAGCUGACGAAAUUGAUUUGGCAAAAGAAAUGUUGUCAGUGUUGAGGCCGAUGGAAGUGGCAACAAGAGAGUUAUGUGGCCAGAAAUAUGUUACUAGCAGCAAGGUAAUACCGUUAAUUAAUUGCCUUAUACAAAAAACUGAGAGCAUAAAUAUAUCAAAUCCAAUCGCUUUAACAUUAAAGCAGGCUAUGUUAGAAAAUCUAGACAAACGAUUUGGUAGGAUGGAGGAAAUUAGUUUGCUAAGUGUUGCCACUAUACUAGACCCUAGAUUUAAAACGAUUCAUUUAAAUAAUCCUAACUGUAGUGCAAGGGCUAUUAGGUUAAUUAAAAAUAAAAUCACUGAAGUCAGAAAUAGCUGUGAUGAUAUUAACUCCUCGUCAUGCCAUGGCUCUAGUGAUGAUGAUGGUGAUGAUAGUUUGUGGUCAGUUCACACUGAGCUGGUUACACAAAAAGCUGCAUCAGUAACUUCUGAACAGUCUGAAGAGCGAAUUCCCACAGACUUGAAACAUUAUUUAAACCAUCCAACGAUACCAUUAGGUGAAGAUAUCCUUAAAUAUUGGGACCAAAAUGGUAAUAUGUACCCUCACCUAAAAAAAAUUGUACAACCCUAUUUAUCUGUUGUUGCAACUUCCGUCCCCUCAGAACGUUUGUUUUCGAAGGCUGGAAACAUAAUGACAGAAAAAAGAAAUAGAUUGAAGGGAAAGAAAUUACAACAACUUUUAUUUCUGAGCUCUCUUGAUAUUAAUGACUGGCACUUAGAAUAA
This is a messenger RNA of Myzus persicae (green peach aphid), 771 nucleotides long. Its product is annotated as zinc finger BED domain-containing protein 4-like. The transcript has a single exon. Gene Ontology annotation, molecular function: protein dimerization activity. Lineage: Eukaryota; Metazoa; Arthropoda; Insecta; Hemiptera; Aphididae. The coding region runs from base 1 to 771 and encodes 256 amino acids. The record is from RefSeq and is a predicted model, not a curated record.